Messenger RNA from Erigeron canadensis, 2875 nucleotides. Its product is annotated as protein TRANSPORT INHIBITOR RESPONSE 1-like. Gene Ontology annotation, molecular function: protein binding. The record is from RefSeq and is a predicted model, not a curated record. NCBI's taxonomy places the organism in Eukaryota, Viridiplantae, Streptophyta, Magnoliopsida, Asterales, Asteraceae. Gene Ontology annotation, cellular component: SCF ubiquitin ligase complex. Bases 148 to 1914 code for a protein of 588 amino acids. Gene Ontology annotation, biological process: SCF-dependent proteasomal ubiquitin-dependent protein catabolic process. The transcript has 3 exons.
AUCUCCUCUGUGUUUUUUAGACAGAGAAACCCAAAAGAGAAACACAAAAAACACACACAAAUCCAUUAAUGUCUUCUUUAAUCACCAAAAUCAUCAUCAUCAUCAUGUAAUUAUCAAACCUUAAACCCAUCUAAACAAAAACCCAAAAUGGAUCAAAACACAAAACGAUCUAAAACAGUCAACCGAGUCAACUCAGUACACCCAUCCGAGUUAACCCGGUUUCCAGACGAGUUACUAGAACGAGUUCUGUCACUAAUAAACUCAAACAAAGACCGUAGCUCAGUAUCUCUUGUAUGCAAAGAUUGGUACCACGCAGAACGAUGGAGCAGGCGCCACGUGUUCAUCGGAAACUGUUACUCAGUGACACCCGAGAUUGUCGUCGCUAGAUUUCCAAAGAUUCAAAGUUUGACCCUUAAAGGAAAACCAAGAUUUUCUGAUUUUAAUUUGGUCCCUGAUGAUUGGGGUGCUGAUGUUUUUCCUUGGUUGGAUGUUUUAGCGACGGCUUAUUCUUCGUCGCUAGAAGAAUUAAGGUUGAAAAGAAUGGUUGUUAGUGACGAAAGUUUGGAGUUUUUAGCGACGAAAUUUGUUGGGUUUAAGAAGUUGUCGCUAUUAAGUUGUGAUGGGUUUAGUACUGAUGGGCUUAAAGCUAUUGCCACUCAUUGCAAGAACUUGACAGAAUUGGAUAUCCAAGAAAAUGGGAUUGAUGAUCUUGGUGGCCAUUGGUUAAGUUGCUUCCCAGAAAGCUUAACUUCACUAGAAAUUCUUAACUUUGCAAGCUUGAACAGUGAAGUCAGUUUUGACGCCCUUGAAAAGCUCAUUUCUAGAUGUAAAUCUUUACGGGUUUUAAAAGUUAAUCGCAAUGUAAGUUUGGAUCAAUUGCAAAAGCUUCUUUCACAUGCUCCUCAACUGGUGGAACUUGGUACUGGAACCUUCAUGCAAGAACUGGUCUCAGGUCCAGUCAAGGAGCUCAAAAAUACAUUCAGUAAAUGUAAAAAACUACAAACUCUUUCGGGUUUUUGGGAUGCCACUCCACUUUAUCUCCCAGUUAUAUUUCCUGCUUGUGCCAGUCUCACGUUUUUGAAUUUGAGCUACGCAACUUUACUUAGUGUGGAACUUGCCAAUCUUCUUUCUCACUGUAAAAGUCUUCGUCGCCUCUGGCUUCUUGAUACUGUAGGUGAUAAGGGCCUAGAAGCUGUUGGAUCUUGCUGCCCAUUACUUGAAGAACUUAGAGUUUUUCCAGCCGACCCGUUUGACCAAGAAAUCUUCCUUGGUGUGACUGAAUCCGGAUUUGUAGCAGUUUCCCGUGGCUGCCCAAAACUCCAUUAUGUUCUAUACUUUUGUCGCCAAAUGACAAACGCUGCUGUUGCCACCAUUGCCAGAAACUGCCCGGAUUUCACUCACUUCCGUCUUUGCAUAAUGAGCCCAGGUCAACCUGAUUAUUUGACCAAGGAGCCAAUGGACGAAGGAUUUGGCGCCAUUGUCAAGACUUGUACUAAGCUUCAACGGCUUGCAGUGUCUGGUCUCUUAACUGACCGUACAUUCGAGUACAUUGGAAAAUACGCCAAAAAUCUAGAAACACUAUCCGUGGCUUUUGCAGGCAGUAGUGAUCUGGGAAUGGAGUGUGUAUUGGGAGGCUGCCCAAAACUGAAGAAGCUUGAGAUACGAGACUGCCCGUUUGGGAAUGCUGCUUUGCUUUCGGGUUUGACCAAAUACGAGUCAAUGCGAUCCUUAUGGAUGUCUGCUUGUAAUCUGACUAUGAAUGGUUGUAGGGAAUUGGCUAAAGAGAAACCUAGGUUAAAUGUUGAGGUGAUGAAAGACGAAGGUAGUGAUGAUAGCCAGGCUCAUAAACUUUAUGUCUAUCGAACCGUGGCUGGACCACGAAGGGAUGCACCACCAUUUGUUCUCACCCUCUGAUUUCAACCCAAUCCGAUUUGGUGCUGGUGCAUCACAACAGCCAAAGAACAAGCUACAAGGUGCAUACUUGUGGUGAUUUGCUAAUGGAUCCACCAUAACUUACAAAUCUGAUUCUGGUAAUUUGGCAAAGGCACUUCAGAAAGGUCUGUGAUAGUUCUGCAACCGAUCAAUAAGAUGUAUAUACGUCGCUUGUGAAAGUAAACUGGUAUUCUUCUUACUUCGGUUUCGUGAUCUUUCUCUUUUACGUGGGAUAAGGUUAGCAAUUUCAUUUGGUAGACGAGAUAUAACUGAUAAUGAAUAGCACACAUCAUUAUUCAUGAGCUUCUUCCUGCUUUAUACUGCAAGAUUGUGCACUCGUCUCUGAACUAAAAAACAUAUGUCUGAGAAUUUGUCUAUUCUAUGGCAAAUUUCAAUUGUUAUGACAUUGUUUGGAUCUUUGUAUUAAUAAUGAUCAUUACAUAAUAAGCUGCAAUAAGACCGAUUUUAGAACAUGGUUUUUGGAUGAGGAUGUCCCAUUUGAAGUUGUGUUACUUGGAUAAACAAAUGUUUUAAUUCAAUUUGAUGAAUUAUUUGAAGGAUUAGUGGAUCAGUUUGGUGAAAAAGGUGAUGUGAAAUGAAUAUUGUGUUCAUCAUUCUUAGUGUUGGUGUAGUUAAUGCUGAUUUAUCAAGAAUUUAGAAACUGAUCAUUAUGAUUUCUAAGUCGUAGUGGUUAGAUGAUCAGUGUUCCUACAGAAAUUCAGAAACUGAAUUGCCUUCAGAACUCACAUUGGCGCCUUGGCGGAAUACAGAUCCUUGAUCCAUUUGAGUUGAAACAAAAGAAGAAUUUGACUUGAACUGAACAGCAUCCAACCUUACUACGUACCAAACCCAUCUAGAUAUUUGUUAUCAUUUUGUUAUUCAAAAGAGCAACAUUAUGUCACAAACCGUUUCAAAACGUGAAAUAACACCCGUUUGCAAACAA